AGAAAAGAAUAGAACACGACUUAAACGGAACUAAACUGCCGUGGAAGAAGGUCGCCUUUUUUGGAUGGAGAAUUUCCGAUCGUUAGCGAAUGAGCUGAAGUCAAGCUGGUUGUGAAGGUGCAGGAUUUGUUCCCGCCUACACCCCAGGUCGGAGACACCAUGGCAGCGGGCGUGGCGGCAUGGCUUCCCUUUGCUCGGGCGGCAGCCAUUGGCUGGAUGCCUGUGGCUAAUCUGCCCAUGCCGGUGGCGCCGACCCAAAAGAACAAGCGUCAGGAUGAGUUAAUUAUUCUAAACGUUAGCGGACGGCGCUUCGAAACCUGGAAGAACACAUUGGACCGCUAUCCGGACACCCUGCUGGGAAGCUCCGAGAAGGAGUUCUUCUACAAUGAAGAGACCAAAGAGUACUUCUUCGACCGGGAUCCCGACGUGUUUCGCAGCGUGCUCAACUUCUAUCGCACCGGAAAGCUUCACUACCCUCGCUCUGAGUGCAUCUCCUCCUACGAUGAGGAACUGGCAUUCUUUGGCAUCGUCCCAGAGAUCAUCGGCGACUGCUGCUACGAAGAGUACAAGGACAGGAAGAGGGAGAACGCCGAGCGUCUGAUGGAUGACCAAGAGGACAACAAGGACGCGAAGCUGCCCAACAUGACCUUUAGGGAGACCAUGUGGCGGGCUUUUGAGAACCCUCACACUUCUACCAUGGCGCUGGUCUUCUACUACGUCACUGGCUUCUUCAUCGCGGUGUCCGUCAUCACCAAUGUGGUCGAGACGGUGCCGUGCGGCUCGGGGUUCAAUAAGAAGGAAGUGCCGUGCGGCGAACGUUACACGGUAGCUUUCUUCUGCAUGGACACGGCGUGCGUCAUGAUCUUCACCGUGGAGUACCUGAUGCGCUUGUUCGCCGCGCCGAGCCGCUACCGCUUCAUGAGGUCCGUCAUGAGCAUCAUCGACGUGGUGGCCAUCUUGCCCUACUACAUCGGCCUGGUGAUGACUGAUAACGAGGACGUGAGCGGCGCCUUUGUGACGCUGCGAGUUUUCCGAGUGUUCCGUAUCUUUAAGUUCUCCCGCCACUCGCAGGGCCUUCGCAUCCUGGGCUACACGCUAAAGAGCUGUGCCUCAGAGCUGGGAUUCCUGCUCUUCUCCCUCACUAUGGCCAUAAUUAUAUUUGCUACAGUCAUGUUCUACGCAGAGAAGGGUUCAAGCUCCAGCAAAUUCACCAGCAUCCCAGCCUCCUUCUGGUACACCAUCGUUACUAUGACAACACUUGGGUAAGUGCAGAGCAGCGGACACCUUAUCGGGUUACAAGUGCAUAAGUGAGUGUGUGCGCGAGUGUGUGCGUAGCUUCCCAUGUGGCCCGAAAAACCCACAAUUGCUUCUGCAGUUUAUGCCAUUUUUCCCCAGAGAUACUUUUUACGAUUGAUGCACAGUGUCGAGACUACAGAGAAAACAGUCGUCAGUUUACAGCUGUUUUUAUAACUAAUGGUGCUCUUCUGGGGCAUAGCAGCCAUCAAGAUACUCUCUUCUCCCUCACUAAUGGUUGUAGCGUGUCCUUUAUACGCAAUAGAUAAGAGAGACUUGGGAGAUUGCACUCCAACAGAAAUGCCAGAGUUGAAAAGCAUCGCAGUGAGACAAAAACAUCUGCUUGGAAACAGAGAUAACACCAUUGUUUCACAUUCUGAGUGACCUCAAGCACUGACUGCUGUGAGGGACCUCACGCUCCCUCAGUCAGAUUAUGGCACUAGUUGCUGGUUUGGUAGCAAGUGCUUCUGGAUGCUUUGAUAUACUCAACAAGCUCUACAUUGGGUGCAACUGCACAGCUGACGCGAUGGCAUGCGACAGCGCAGAAAAGAUCCGAUUUUAGAUGCUCAAUGCUGUCAGGAUUGCGUUUAACAAUAUGUUUACAGUAUUAGUGUGGAUCCAUCCAUCCAUCCAUCCAUCCAUCCAUCCAUCCAUCCAUCCAUCCAUCCAUCCAUCCAUCCAUCCAUCCAUCCAUCCAUCCAUCCAUCCAUCCAUCCAUCCAUCCAUCCAUCCAUCCAUCCAAUCAGGUCUCUCCUCUGUUGGAGCAGGGAGUCACAAAUACUUUGAUGAC
Syngnathus acus (greater pipefish) is the source of this 2083-nucleotide messenger RNA. RefSeq names its product potassium voltage-gated channel subfamily D member 3. Gene Ontology annotation, cellular component: neuronal cell body; voltage-gated potassium channel complex; membrane. The transcript has 2 exons. Lineage: Eukaryota; Metazoa; Chordata; Actinopteri; Syngnathiformes; Syngnathidae. The record is from RefSeq and is a predicted model, not a curated record. The coding region runs from base 160 to 1266 and encodes 368 amino acids. Gene Ontology annotation, biological process: protein homooligomerization; potassium ion export across plasma membrane. Gene Ontology annotation, molecular function: A-type (transient outward) potassium channel activity; protein binding.